Messenger RNA from Camellia sinensis, 513 nucleotides. The record is from RefSeq and is a predicted model, not a curated record. NCBI's taxonomy places the organism in Eukaryota, Viridiplantae, Streptophyta, Magnoliopsida, Ericales, Theaceae.
AUGAAGCUUUCGAAGGAAAAAGCUACUACAGUUCUAGUAUGGGCUAAGUUUUUCAACGUGUCUUUUGAGUAUUGGGAUAGUGAUGGGCUGAGCCAGAUUGCAAGUGCUGUAGGUACUCCUCUGUUUAUGGACCAACUCACUGAACAGGGUAGUAGAGUGUCCUUUGCCAGGGUCUGUGUGGAGGUUGAAGCUACAUCCAACCUUCCAUCGAUGUUCAGAGUGAAUUGUGAAGAUGCAGAAGCUGUAGUGAAGGUCGAAUAUCAGGGUUUACCCCCUAAGUGUGACCACUGUGUAGUGUUUGGGCAUGACACUACCAAAUGCGUUAAGACCCAAGUGGCUGCCCUGUUAAACCUCCAGAAACAAACAGAAGACAACCCAGAUCCUGGAUGGGAAACUGUCAAGGCCAAGGGUAAGAGGAAGGUGGAUGUCCCUGAAACUCCUACAACGACAGAUAAUCAUGCAACUUCAAAGGAGGUUGGCCUACAGGAACCUGAUGCAGGGCAGAGUCAAUAG